Molecule: messenger RNA, 1065 nt
Organism: Arachis ipaensis
Lineage: Eukaryota; Viridiplantae; Streptophyta; Magnoliopsida; Fabales; Fabaceae
Source: RefSeq, a predicted model, not a curated record
AUGAACCCUUUUGAUGCGUGUCUCGAGUCAAUUAGUUCGUGGUUCCCGAGUUUAUUGGGCAGGGAUUACUCUGUGCUCUUUGCCUCCGAACAGAUUUUUCCUUACAAUGUACCAAUGAGGGAAUCCUCUUUAUGGUUGCAUCGAUUGAAUGGAGGCCUAACAGCAACAGCUCAACAACAACGACGCCAGUUAGGCUCUCCAACAACACCGAUGUGCCCUAGCAUUUUCAUCGAACUGAUACCUAAUGAUUCGGCUGCACGGAAACAUGUCUACUCUUUUGACCAAACCUGGGUAACUCAUCUUUACCAGAAGGUGACAUUCUUUCAGGAGGAGGCUCGUCAGAGGCAAUCAUCCAUCCUACCCGAAUCCGAGCGACCUGCUGUAUACUCAUCGGUCAAAUCUUGUGCUCUUGAUCAUGAUGCAGAAUGUGUCACUGAGAUAUUAGUUAGAGGGAUUUGCAGGAUACCCAACCUACAACAAAUAUACGUUGACCUCCUCCUCUCCGAGUACAAUCCUUUCAAGAUUGUCAAGGAUGGAAAGCUGGUGGCUUACCCAUGGGACAUGCCUCCUCCUUAUCCAACAAAUUCCGCAAUCCUCUCAUCUUCUGCUUCAGCUUAUGAUCCGUCGAAAUGUGGGCCUUUAGCUGAGUAUCUUGUAAAAUCCUGGAUGCCUCAAUAUCGAGGGUCGAAGAGAAAAACCUGCCAUGUUGAAACGGGUCCGAGUGAUGUAACUGAACAAUUUCUUUUAGGGUAUUGUAGGUCUCAUAACUUCCUGCUUCAAGAGGUAUGUCAACCACUAUGCUUGAACCUUCUGUCUGAGGUUAGCCCUGUCAAGAUUAAGGAUGGAAAUCUUGUGGCCAAUGCAACCUUAGAAGCACCACGUUUGGCAUUGGAGAACAUGAGCUUGCAGCCAGUAGGGGUGGCAACGGGGCGGGUUUUUGCUCUACCCGAACCCGCCCUGCUUUUACCCGCAGGUACAUUGAAUCCUAACCCGCCAUAUAAAUUAAAAAAUGAAAUUAAAUACAAUACAUACACUACUACAAAUAUAUUUAAAACUUUAAAUUAA